This is a messenger RNA of Podarcis raffonei (Aeolian wall lizard), 1227 nucleotides long. RefSeq names its product transmembrane protein 244-like. The transcript has 4 exons. The coding region runs from base 52 to 363 and encodes 103 amino acids. NCBI's taxonomy places the organism in Eukaryota, Metazoa, Chordata, Lepidosauria, Squamata, Lacertidae. The record is from RefSeq and is a predicted model, not a curated record.
AUUGUUCUUCAUAUACUGCUGUGCCUCCUCGUUUUCUACACAGUGUAUUACAUGACUGGAAGCAUUUGUUGUGGAGCAUUCAGGCUCAACAACUUUGGCAUGCUUAUCCCUUUUGAAUUCAACAUGGAACCAUCUUAUUCAAAUCCCAAAUAUCUGGCAAACGUGCUGUCGAUGGAGACCACCUUUCUGAUCAGUGGCCUCCUCUUCGCUGUGCUACUGAAACGCUGGGUCUGGGAUUAUACCAUCACUGUUACCAUGGUCCAUGUGCUCUUGACUGUUGCAGCCAGCGGCCUCUUCAUCAUGAUUUGCAGCGGAGAACUCGUGACUUACCUUGCCUGCUCCAACACAGACAGCCUUCUUUAAGAUCAAAGCGGCCUCACUUCUUCACAUCAACACACAGCGCAAGGCACUCCCUGCUCAUCGGAAAGGGACCAUGGAGCAUGCAAAAGGUCCCAGUUUCUAUUUCAAGCUUCUCCAGUUAAAUCAGGGGUGAGGAUCCUGCAGACUUCUAGCUGUUAUUGGAUUACAAAUCCCAUCAGCCACAGCCAGCAUUGUCAAUAGUCAGAGAUUGGGGGAAUUUGAGUCCAACACUUGGAGCAUCACAGGUUUUCCAUUCCAAAGUUAAAUGAAUCCCAGGUGGAAGGGAAUGUGAAGGACCACUGCCAGAGACCCUAGAAUAGAGAAUGCUGACCUAGAUGGACAUAUAGUCUGAUUUUGGCAGUGUAUGGCAGAUUCUUCCAGCGUUCCAUUUGAAAAAGACAGGCUGACAAGGGUGCCUAAGCAGACGGCAGCAUUUAGCUGUUAAUCAAUUACAAAUAUCAGCUUACAAUGUGGCCUUGAUGAAACAAACAAAUUGCUAAUUUUAGAAAAUAUUUUAAAUACCUUACAAAAACUGCAGAGGGCAAGCACCAUCUAAUAUAGGCACUUCUUCCAGUGCAAGAAGGGAGGUGCCUCUGGAGUCUAUGGUGUCAUCUGCUGCAACACACAUACUGAAACAAUGAAUGUUUCCUCCCCCUUAGUAAUACUGUUUUUGUUUAACUCUAUGUAAUAUCAUUGUCUUUUGUUUAUUAAAACAUUUAUAUCCUGCUGAUACAAAACAACUACUCAGGACUGCUUACAACAUAUAUACUAAUGGGGUCUGUACUGGCAAUAACUGACCAGGAAUGAGAUCUUGGGGUUGUAUUGGAUAGCUCAACAGAAACGUGGGGCAGCUGUGGAAAGUGGCAA